Molecule: messenger RNA, 4844 nt
Organism: Tachysurus vachellii
Lineage: Eukaryota; Metazoa; Chordata; Actinopteri; Siluriformes; Bagridae
Gene: vti1a
Product: vesicle transport through interaction with t-SNAREs 1A
Exons: 8
Coding region: 119-682 (187 amino acids)
Biological process (GO): intracellular protein transport; vesicle fusion with Golgi apparatus; retrograde transport, endosome to Golgi
Cellular component (GO): SNARE complex; late endosome membrane; endoplasmic reticulum membrane
Molecular function (GO): SNAP receptor activity; SNARE binding
Source: RefSeq, a predicted model, not a curated record
AUUUCUGUGACACGUCCUGGAAGUGAUAUCAACGUCAAUAACAACAUUUGAUACAACCAGGGUAAUAGAUAGUAUCUCGACAGCCGUCUUAGAGCGUUUAAAUCCCCAAUUCACAACAAUGUCUUCGGAUUUUGAAGCCUACGAACAGGAGUUUGGUACUCUCACCGCAGAUAUAACCAACAAAAUUGGAAGAGUACCUAAACUUGGUGGAGAGGACAAGACGCAGCUGGUUCUAAAUGUCGACAAACAGCUUGAGGAAGUCAGAGAGUUGUUGGAGCAGAUGGACCUGGAGGUGCGUGAGAUCCCAGUCCAGAGCAGAGCCAUGUACAACAACCGCCUGAAGAGCUACAAACAGGAGGUGGAGAAGCUGGAGAAGGACUUUAAAAGGUCACGUAUUGCCUACAGUGAUGAGGUGCGGAACGAGCUCCUGGGGGAUGAUGGGAGCUCCUCAGAGAGUCAGAGAGCACAUCUGUUGGACAACACAGAGAGGCUGGAAAGGUCAUCUCGAAGACUGGAUGCUGGCUACCAGAUAGCGGUGGAAACCGAACAAAUAGGUCAGGAGAUUCUAUCCAAUCUGAACAGUGACCGUGAGAAGAUCCAGAGAUCCAGGGACCGGUUGAGGGAGACUGAUGCGAACUUGGGCAAGAGCUCCCGUAUCCUGUCUGGCAUGCUGAGAAGGUAAGAGGAAGGGUUAUUCAGAACCGCGUCCUGAUCUUCAUCUUGGGCGCCAUCAUCCUCCUCACCAUCGUCCUGGCCAUCUAUUUCAAUCUGCGGAGAAACUGAUCUCCACUGACGGGUCCUGUGUGUGUGCACGUGUGUGUGUGUGAUUAAUAGCAACAAAAGCGCACUAGAGUAAUUAGGACAAAUUGUUCAUAUGAAUCAUUCCUUGUGGGCAGUGACAGGUGAUCUCCUCUCCACUCUAUCCACCGGAGCACGUCCAUGCCCACUCUGCCCUCUAGCCCAUUAAAAUCAUACUGCUUGGACCUUCCUGUUCAAACCUUUUGCAUGGGACCUCCAUCUGAUUGACCUCCACACGCACUGUCCACGUGGCAGAAUAAUAACAGAGGAAGAAAAGGGGCUUCAAUAUUACAAUCUGUUAUUUUAUUUUAAUGUUUUGUUGUUAAUACUGUUUAUUACAUGUCAGAUUUAUGUGAGUAUGUCUGUGUGCACAUGCAUGUACACUUCCAGUCAGAGCGUAGUCCCCGUUCAUUUCUGGGUGUGUGACAUGUGCAGGAAGGCUUGGGCCAAGUCUCUAGUUCAGCACACAGAGCAGAAUCACACACUACACCCAGCCCAAAGGUCAGUGCCUUUAGCAGCAAACACACACAUGCCUCUCCCACUCACGCUUCAUCCAGGAUUAGCAGCUUCUCACGCUGUUCCUCUAAGGUCAGUAAAGGCCUUGUGUGUGUUCAGGCAACCCAGCAGGACCACUUUUAAACCUCUGGCCACCCAUAGCUUUAGUAAUAACUUACGGCAUAAGUAUUUGUUAACACACUCGCACAUUAUAAUAUCUGUGUUUAAUUUAAAUUGAUGAUUAUUGUGGUGAUAUAUUUUCCUUUUUUCAGUAAAUCAAACAUUUUAUUGCUCAUUGCAUACUGUCUAUUUCUGUAUAAUGCAAAAAUGUGUGUAUACUGUAUAUGGCUCAAAAAUGAGAUGUGUGUGUUUUGAAAGCUGAAGGCUGUUUAUUUAUCUCUGAUGGCUUAUUUUUAAAACUAUUGAAUGAAUUAAUUUUAGGAAGCUUCUUUAACUUUUGAUCUGUAGUGUUUUGUUUUUUUUUUUCCUUUUUAGGACCAACUUCUUGUAAAUGAUAUUAUUGUAUUUGAUUGAUUACAUGUCUAUGUGCUGAUGUUUUACAGUGUCCGAUAUAACCAUGGUACAGACUCAAUCACCAGUGCUUUAGAGUUCUGCAGCUCAAAUAUACUGCGUGUUCACACGUGAACAUUUAAAAGACACACACAGAGCACACCUAUUGAUACUGUGUUUAUUAUUCCCACUGCAUGUGACUGAUAUUCUCUCUCUCUCUCUCUCUCUCUCUCUCUCUCUCUCUCUCUCUCUGUCUCUCGCUCUCUGUCUCUGUCUCUCUCUCUUUCUCUCUCUCUCUCUCUCUCACACACACACACACACUUUUUCUCCUCCUCUGGCUGAGGGCCUGAUGGACAGACAGACAGACAGAGGGCAUUUGGUAUUCUGUUUCAGGCCGGGUAGAUUGUCUUAUUUUGGAAGCAGCAUGGUGGGGGGCUUUCUCUUCCUCUGCCUCACAGCUCGGGCUUCAAAGCACCAAAUUAAUGGCCAACAAAAUAGUGUGUCUCUGUCCGUCCCAUGUGGGGCCAACCCGUCGAGAGUUAUCAUUAAGUUCAGGAAUAAAUGAACAAAAAAGGAGAGAGGAGGAAGAGGGAGGAUGAGGAGGGGCAGAAUCCUGCCUGUUUGACAAACCUCAUAAGAUAAUGACCUCAGUGAUUGAGUUUUUCACCAACACGCCUAGACAAGACCGAGUGUCUGCAUGUCUUGUGUGUGUGUUUGUCCUCUCUGCUCUUUUAGAAAUGUGUGAGUGUGAGCACUGGAUCUAAACCCCUGUGUGUGUUGAAUGCUGGGAGUAUAUUUUGCUUGUUAUGAUUUUGUGUGUUUGUGUGUGUGUGUGUGUACACGUGUGCAUGCACAUUUCGCUGACUGAGACACUCUCUCUCUCUCUCUCUCUCUCUCUCUCUCUCUCUCUCUCUCUCUCUCUCUCUCUCUCUCUCUCUCUGCCUGUCAGAUCCUCUCAGUAGUGAGUGGCUGGUGGAAGGCAGCGUGGCUGCGGCUCUAUUUGAAGUUGUAAUGGUGUCAAAAAGUCAGGGCUGACUGACAGCCGUCAGUCCCACUGGGGCUCAUUAAAUCAUAACAACUUGACAAGGAAAUAAUUGAGCACUGAUGACAAGUUGAGGCCCGUUUAGAUGUUUUUAUUUUCUUUCAUUAUGCCUUCUGACUAUUAUGUUCAUUAAGAAAUUGCAUUAAACGACUCUUAGGGGGCUAAUGAUUUGUUUAUAUCCCCUUUUUUAUUAUUUAAACAGUAGCCGUGUCUUCUGAUACCUCAGCAGGCUGCUGCUAUCAUCUGCUGCUUCUAUUUUUCUCUACAGACCUUUUUCUCUACGUACAUCUCUUUUGUCUGUCUCUUUUUCUUUUCCCUCUCUUCAUUCUUUUCUUCUUCAUUCCUUCCGCCCUUCUCCCCAUUAUAUUAUUCUUUUCGUCACUCUUUACUUCUCUUCCUUCCCUUUAUAUUUCUUUCCUUCUUUUCUUUCUCUCCAUUACUUCUUCUCCUCCAAACCCCAUCCCCUUUUUCACUUAUGUCUCCUCUCUUUCUCCUCCUCAUUGUCCUCUCUUCUUCUCCUCUACACAUUCUCCUCCUCAUUCACUGUUCUUCCUCUCUCCUCCACAGCCUCCUCUCCUUUUUUCUCUCUCCACCUCUUUCUUCUCUUAUCUCUCUUUCUUUCUUUCUUUCUCUCACUCUCGCUCUUCUCCACAUUCUCCUGUCAUCACUACUUCUCUCAUCUUCAUUUUCCUCUCCCUCUGUUUAUCUCACCUCUUCGUUUUCCUCUCCUAUCUCUCUCCCUCCCAUUUUCCCCUCCCCUUCUUCCCUCACUCUCUCCUCCCUUUUCUCUUCCAUAUCUUCCCUCCUCUCUCCUCACUGUAAGCAGCUUGUUCUCGCUCGUCUUUUACUCCUUCCCACCCCUCUGUCUCUAUUCUGGCAGCAUGACCUAUGGAAUAGUCAUUACCCUCUGAUAGGCUGUGUCUGAUUCCAGGGGACACUGUUGCAGUAGGUGUGCUCACACUUUAACAUAUCAUUCAGACUGAUGUUCACCAUCAUAGUGUAUUUACCCUAGCAGGCCCUCAGCCAGCUGAGAGAUGUAGAGUGAUUAAUUGCAGCCAUCAUGUUCCUCUAACUCUUAUAAUAAACCUACAGUAUAACAGAACUCUGUAAACUCUCCAGUGUUUUCCAGCCCAAAUCAAAUACACGAGGAUUACUACAUCCAGCUAAGAAUUCAUGUUUCUCUGUGCUGAGAACUGAAACCCUGCUUACUUAAAAUAAUUGCUGUGGCAGUAUCUUUCCCCCAAGUACAAGAAAGGUGAUUGUAGUAGUAACCCAUAUGUCACAGAUGUAGUGUAUAAUGAAUAGGAUAAACACAUUUUUAGGAUUUAGAGCACCAUCUCUGACACAUUGUGUGUGCUCGCACGUGUGAGAGAGAGAGAGAGAGAGAGCAUACACAAUGGGAGGUCCAUGUUUCAUCAUGUAAAGGUUCUCUCAUGAACAAUGUCUAUCUCCUUCAUCCACAGUGAUAUGGCUUCAAUAGUAAAGAAUUAAGUUGUGUGUGUGCGCAUGUGUGUGUGGACCCUGCGGUGAACAGCAGCAUAGGGGGAUCUGUGUCUUCUCAUGUUACGCACAGUGAGACAAAGUAGACCAUCACUGGUUAAUUUCCUGUCCAAACCUCUGUGUGUAUGUGUAAGUUGUACAUGUGUACGUCACACUAUCCUAACACUGAACUGAAUGACACGAACCUGAAAUGAUGUCCACCAGUGUUCUUCUUUUCUGCUUUGUCCCUUUUUAUAUAUUAAAUGCCCAUGAAUUGGACAUGGAUGCGUUUGCUGUGAUCAUAUGCCCAGUGCAAUAUUUGUGUCUGUUUGAGAGUGCGUAGCAUCUGUCCGCAGACGUCCUAUUGAUGAGAUCUAUCUUUCUCGAUUAGCGUGACUACUGUUCUUAUUCUUCCUUUUUGCUUUCAUUUGUCAGUGAUUUUUAUCGAUUGUGAUCUCUGUGGAUGUGCAGAGUGCUUGUCUAGUUGUAACACUGUCAUUAAAGCAGUAUUGCAUUUCAA